AUGUCAAACAGCGCCAAGGAGCUUCAGGGGAUUCUAGGUGAUCAGUUCUCUGGCUCGGCCAUCCAGCUGGCCAGGUCGAUCGAUCUUUUCGGUCUGGUUGUCACCGACCUGUUGAUCCGACACAAAAAAGGCAUUGUCGAGCAUCAGUUCCAAUUGAUUAGGAUGGCUGAAGCUGUUAUUCAUAUCUAUGCCAUGGUAUGUGCCCUUUCUCGAGCCAGUGCGGCCUUCAAGGAAAAUUCGCCGACUGCGAAUCACGAGGCUACUUUGGCCAAACUUGCUUGCAAUUAUGUAGGCUCAUUCUCACUUAAUUUUCCACCGUAA
Molecule: messenger RNA, 321 nt
Organism: Protopolystoma xenopodis
Lineage: Eukaryota; Metazoa; Platyhelminthes; Monogenea; Polystomatidea; Polystomatidae
Source: the annotation of a GenBank genome assembly